CCCGCCCUUUCUGCUGCGAGAGGCAAGAGGCGGGGACGGGAGCGAGGGCGUGCGGUGAGAGGAGGGGGCGGGAAGAGCUGGGCCUCGCUCGCCUGUCUUCUCCGCAGUCGCAGCGAGGCCCGGCGAUGCCAUGAUGCUGUUGCUGACCUUUCUGCUGCUACUGCUGCUGCCGCCGUGGUCGCAGGCGCUGGUGUGGUACACGGCGUGGGUGAGCACGGCCUACACGGAUCCCGGCACCAACCGCACGGUGUGGGGCCGCGGCGAGAGCGGGCGUUAUGGGGCGGGCUCCCCCAAGGUGAGCGCGCAGGGCCUGGUGGGCAUCCCCCGCGGAGGGGCCAUGGAGGGCUGCGGGCCCGGCGCCGCCUUCCACGUGCCCGGCGCCCGCGAGGCCCCGCCCCACGCCUGGAUCGCCCUGCUGGCCCACGGGGGGUGCAGCCUCGCCGAGAAGGUAGCCGGCGCCGCCGGGAAGGGCGCCUCCGCCGUCGUGGUCUACAACGAGCCCCGCUUCGGGAACUCCACCUUCUCCAUGCCCCACUUGGGUACUGCCAAUACAGUUGUAAUUAUGGUUGGCUACCCAAAGGGAAUGGAGAUUUUGGAGCCAGUGCGAAGAGGAAUUCCAGUAAAAAUGACAAUUGGUGUUGGUAAACAACAUGUACAAGAAUAUAUCAGUGGACAGUCAGUUGUCUUUGUGGCAAUUGCAUUUAUCACCAUGAUGAUUAUAUCUUUAGCAUGGCUUAUAUUUUUUUAUAUACAACGCUUCCUCUAUACUGGAUCACAUUUUAGAAACCAGAGCCACAGAGAAGAAACAAUGAAAGCAAUUGGCCAUCUGUCACUGCGUAUUGUCAAGCCAGAAGAUAAGGGUUUGGAUGUCGAUGCAGAAAAUUGUGCUGUGUGCAUUGAAAACUAUAAAGCAAAAGAUAUCGUUCGAGUUCUUCCUUGCAAACAUGUCUUCCAUAGGCAUUGCAUUGAUCCCUGGUUAUUGGAGCACAGAACAUGUCCAAUGUGCAAACUAGAUGUCAUCAAAGCUUUAGGAUAUUGGGGAGAACCUAAAGAAGUUACAGUGCCUGAAUCUGUAAGUGGUAGCAUAUCAGCUGAGAGUUGGAGCAUGGUUAUACAAGAAGAGGAUAGAAAUGAAACAAGUGAAUUAUCAGCAUCUUCUACUGAUGAAUCUGUAAUAAAUAGGAGAAGUUUAAAAGAGGAGGCGGGUGAAACAACAGCUUUACUUGAAACAACUUGUAAAGAUAAUCCACAUGAAGAACACCUGUCUAUUGGAAAUACUUAGUGAAAGCUUGUCUUGGACUAAAAGCUGAAGAUUUAUUUUAUUUUUAUUUAUAUGAUAUGGACUGGUGCCUGGCCUAAGAAUUGUAUUAAUUUUCUAAUUCUGUUUAAAAAGGGCUGAUAACUAAGAAUUCUGUACCCUAUACAAAAUACCACAAUCCUAUUCUGAUUUUUAUCAAAGAACAGGAGCUUGAACCAGACUGGGUGGGGAGAUGAAAGAAGGAAAGUAUCUACAGAUAUUUUGGGUUUUAAUGUUACUUGCCACAUAUUGAGCUUACUGCUUACUUUUCUACAGUUCCUUUGAAACACCUGUUAUUUAAAAAACGGAUUCUGUUCCUUGGUUUUUGUGGGUAUAGAAACCCAUGUGAGGGAAACCUGUUUUGUCAUGAAAAUAGGAAAGUUUCCCUGAGAAAGAACAAAUUGCUAGAGAGUAUUAAAAAGACAAUUCCUGGAAGAAGUACUGUUUAACAAACAAACAUGGGUUAUAUUGUAUCACAUACAGCAUAUAUGUACCACUAGUGGUCUUUUUUUUUAAAGGUGUGUUGAAGAUGUACUGUAGACCUCUUCAAACAUCAGAACAUUACAAUAGACUUGCAAGUUUUUUUGCCAUAUACUUGCUAAAGAAAACCAACUAUUAAAUUGCCUUCUUGAAAAAUGUUUUUAGCUUGCAUUAUCCUAUUCAUUUGGAUACUUCAUUGUUAAAAUCCACAUAUUAAUGCCUAGGAUAACAUAAAAGAGAAAACAUCCACUAUGGAAUACAAUACCAGUUUACAGAACAUAAUUUAACUUGAGGACUCUUAAACCAAUCUUCUGACUUACCCUAGUUGCUUCCUCUGAAUAUUUCUAUAUUCUCAUUUGGGAUGUUUGUAGAGUGAAAAUUCUUUACUUUCUCUUAAAUUAAGACUCAUUAAAAGCCUGUUAGAGAUGUGCCCACCUAAUUUGUUUACUACUGGGCUAGAUCAGUCACAUGGUGCCUUUAUGAAGCAGUUGAAAAGCACUGAGCCUGAAUGAUACUAAAUAAGUAUCAUUGCACUGGUUAAACUUUACUUCUUCCUUCGGGUAAUUCUAUACAAGAAGGUCUAAGAAAACAAAGUAUUGUGUAUUUAUAGUUUUAUUAAAUGUUGAAAUGUUUUUUAGCAUUCCAGUGUUAUUAUAAAUGAAUGUAUGGGGUUGGUAAGUUAACUUUUACAACAUGUUUUAAGGCUAGACAUUGGGUAAGGUACUUGAAAUGCCUGAGAAAAUAUGCAAUCUGCUGCUUAAAAUGGUGAAAUAGAUUGCUAGACAAGAUCUUCUUCCCAAAUAUGGAAUGGUUCAGGUGGAUGUGCUCCUGUCUUUUCCCAAAAUACUCUGAAGAACUUCUUGCCUUCUCUGAGCAGAAGGGCCUUAGCUGUCAACACAGACUUCUUCUACAAGCCCCGCAUUUUCAGUCAGCAUUUUAUGAAAUGGAACAUGUCAAGACUACGUCAUGUCUUCAAGAAUCUGCUGUAAAAUUAUUAAACUACUUGCCAUUUCUUCAGAAAAUAUCUGUUGCUGAAUGUUUAGUAACUAUCCUUUAUAUUACAAAAAGUAGAGUUCUACUUGUAGUUGUUUGUACAAUAGAACAGCUGGCUUAGUAUCAAGAUUGGCUGGAUGCUGUUGUCUUGAAAGUCUUGACUCUUUUUGACAUCACUGCAGCACUUGGCAUGGAGAAAGAGCACGGUGCACCUAUUAGUGCAGGUUUAAUUCGAGCAGAGACUGGCAAGAUGCAUCUUCCUUGAUAACUUCUGUCAUCUGAAACAGAAUGAAUUGCCUGGACUUUUGUCUUCCAAUAGAUGAAAUAUUAACCUAUUUUCAUAAGGCUAAACCCAAUGGAUGGAAUACAAACAUGUUCUGAAAUGUUAAAAAAAUGCAGAGAAUCUAAAUGAGCUUUAAUAAAAUUAUCCAGUUGAAUCUG
Messenger RNA from Anolis carolinensis (green anole), 3211 nucleotides. RefSeq names its product ring finger protein 149 (gene rnf149). The record is from RefSeq and is a predicted model, not a curated record. The transcript has 8 exons. The coding region runs from base 131 to 1282 and encodes 383 amino acids. Lineage: Eukaryota; Metazoa; Chordata; Lepidosauria; Squamata; Anolidae.